ACAGGGCAUGAACUAGCGAAGCAAUUGUUUCGAAUCACAGUUGGCUGAUGCCUUGGGUUUGACGUGGUUGUUGGAGAUAUUGCUUUUUCAAAUUAAAGUUUUGCGAAAUUUUCGUACGUGUUGGGAGUUGUUUUGUUGUGUUCAAAUUAAGUGUAUUUUGAGAGUUUACGAAAUGGCAAUGAAACUACCUCUUCUCAACGUUGGACACAUCAGUACACCGGAGCCGCAUUACGUUCCAGGAUUAAAUACACCAUCAAGCCAUAUUUAUUACACCGGCUACUGUCCACAAUUGAUGUACCGAAUAGGGAAUACAUACUCGUCGUUGUCUCAUAAGUUACUGCUUGACCCGACGGUUUCUCACUCGGAGAAAUUGAUACUUUCUGACCGCUCUACGGAUGAUUAUCACGUACAUCGUCCAACGCUGAAAGAAAUCGAUGCCACUGGAACUAUAGUUCCUCGCCACGAGGAUAUGGACAGUCGUGACGUGACUUACCAAAAGUCACUCAUGCCUGGCUACGAAGGGUUUAUUCCAAAGACGCAGAAUAAAUUUGGGCGACGGUACGCCGUUGUUACUAGCGAAGGUUUGAAUGAGUUUGAACGAGAUUGCCAGCAAACGAGAGCCCAGAUAAAGAAGCUGAGGCAUCGAACAGCACAACCGAUUUCUUCUAUUUCUGAGUUCAGCUAUGGUGAUAGAAUGAAGUUCCUGAAAAACGAUUACCGAUUUCCACUGGAAGCCACUCGACCGGAUGCAUUGGGUGUUAGUAAAGAGGUACCGGUGGAAAAUCUACCUCCGCUUCCAGAGUUACCAUAUAGUCGACACAGUCCUCCGCAUUUCAUGGAGAACAGCAGUAAAGAGAAGUUUACUAUAUUAGGAUACACUGGCCACAAACCGUUCCUAUGGCCGCGCUUCGGUGAACCAAACAUAACACUUACGAAAAAAGCAUUCUGUGACUUCACGAACAGUUACGAACAUCGAAAGAGCACGGAAUGGGUUCCGAUAGCCCCAGCCGGUACGGGGACUUGCCAACCAAGUGCACCAAUUCACCAGAUAUAUAUGAAAAAUAUUGGAUUGGUACCCAGCUAUAUGGGACAUGUGCCGGGAGCUUUGUUCAGGUAUGGUAAAACAUUCGGUAACGACAGUAGGGAUGCUAAAAAGUGUCUGAAAAAAUGUUAUGAAGUUUGAGAUAUGCAUUAGUUAAAUGAAAAUUGCCAUACAAUAUUUGGAAAUAAAUAUUUUUGUUUA
Molecule: messenger RNA, 1243 nt
Organism: Malaya genurostris
Lineage: Eukaryota; Metazoa; Arthropoda; Insecta; Diptera; Culicidae
Product: UPF0605 protein CG18335-like
Exons: 7
Coding region: 173-1183 (336 amino acids)
Source: RefSeq, a predicted model, not a curated record